UCUCUUCUGUGGCUGCUUGGUGCUGAUGGUGGUGGUGCUGAUGUGGAUGCGGGUCUAGUGUGUUGCGAGAUUGCUACUUGGUGUGUGUGUGUGUGAGUGAGUGUGUGUGUGAGUGAGUGUGUGUGUGUGUUAUUAGCCAGUUGCCUGGCACUUUGUGUGCUUUGAUUGUGAUUACAAGGGCGUGGGACGACGACACUAAGUGAAGUGACGGGUGGGUGGCUCUGUCUGUCUGUCUCACUGUCUGUUGGUGUUUGCCCUUCCCAUUCUAUGCUCCCAUGGCCAUCACCAAGCAGGCCUUGCUGCAAACUUUCGCUGUGGGCGUCGGCUGCUUGGCCUUGGGUUAUUUCCUCGCCAAACGCCAGUCGUUCCGCGCCCUCCACCCUCCUUCAAACUCUCUACCCUUCCAAGACACCGACACGCAUGAAGUGGAAGAGCUCGCUGACAAAUUCGAAGAUUUCAAGAUGGUUCUAGUGGUUAGAAAUGAUUUAAAGAUGGGCAAGGGUAAAGUGGCUGCUCAGUGCAGCCAUGCCGCACUUGGAUUAUAUAAGAAGGUGUUUUACCGGGCUCCAAAGGCUCUUCAACGAUGGGAGAUGUGUUCACAAGUGAAGGUGGUGACUAGAGUUGAAAAUGAAGAAGAGAUGCUUUAUUUGCAGACCAGAGCGAAGGCGAUGAAGUUACCUUGCCAUAUUACUGUCGAUGCCGGACGUACACAAAUACCUCGAAAUUCAAAAACAGUUUUGGCAGUUUUAGGGCCAACACACUUAGUAGAUGAAAUAACCGGUUAUUUGAAGCUGUUGUGACACCUGUGGUUGUGGUUGCUGUGAAAUUUUUAAUGGUAAUCUUCUUACUGUCGGGAUACACGCCAGUGAAAAUAUCCUUGUCCAAACUGGAGUCGUGACAUCUUCGUCACUCGAUGCUUUCAGGCUCUGGUCAGGCUGCAAUGGGUCUCAGCUGGAUGUAUUCAAUUUUGAUUUUCUUUCAAGAAUAAGAGCAGCUCUGGAUCUACAAAAAGUAUCCUUGUACCAUAGUUUGUUAGUUUAUAAAUGCUUGCUCUAUCAACAAGUAUCAACCAUUGAGUUCAACGCAGAAGGUAUACUACUUCUGUCGCUCUAAGCAUUGUGACUUAGAGUACGUUCCAUCCCUCUAGGUGCUGUAACGAGGAUGUGAAAUAAAGAUUCCUGGUGGCAGUA
Molecule: messenger RNA, 1190 nt
Organism: Physcomitrium patens
Lineage: Eukaryota; Viridiplantae; Streptophyta; Bryopsida; Funariales; Funariaceae
Cellular component (GO): cytosol; mitochondrion
Molecular function (GO): peptidyl-tRNA hydrolase activity
Source: RefSeq, a predicted model, not a curated record